AUGGCAAGCAACAACGUCUUUCAACUCGAAUGUUCUCUUUCCUCUCAAUCCAAUCCCAAUCAAGUAAGAACAUAUCGAGGACAAGUAAAUCUCAACGACGAACAUUUACAGCUUCAAGGACUCAACAACAAUCAGUUCAUCAUCGCCAAAUUGGACUCUCGCGACGGAAGUCAACUCACUUUCAAAUACGCUCAAGGAAGCGGUCAGGUAGUGAUCGAUACUACCACAAGAUCCAUUCAAAUUAAAGACAGAACGUUGGGAGAAUAUCAAGGUACAUUUGAUAUUACCAAUUAA
Naegleria lovaniensis is the source of this 294-nucleotide messenger RNA. RefSeq lists its product as uncharacterized. The transcript has a single exon. The coding region runs from base 1 to 294 and encodes 97 amino acids. The record is from RefSeq and is a predicted model, not a curated record. NCBI's taxonomy places the organism in Eukaryota, Heterolobosea, Eutetramitea, Acrasida, Naegleriidae.